This is a messenger RNA of Haemonchus placei, 1921 nucleotides long. The record is from the annotation of a GenBank genome assembly. NCBI's taxonomy places the organism in Eukaryota, Metazoa, Nematoda, Chromadorea, Rhabditida, Trichostrongylidae.
UAUUCCGCCCAUGAAGCGCUUUCGGCGCGAUGAGCUUGCCGAUCCAACGAAUCCCGAACCAUCCCUUGUCGUUCAUGUGCGCAAUCUCAACCCAAAGGCAACCGAAGCGGACUUGAUAGAAGCGCUUGGAACGUUUGGGUUAAUCGCAUAUGUGACAGUGAUACCUGCCCAAAAGAUGGCGUUGGUGGAGUUCGAAGAAAUCGAAGCCGCUCGAGCUUGUGUCACAUUUGCGGCGUCCAAUCUCAUAUUCGUUGCUGGAGACGCAGCGUUGUUCAACUACUCCACUUCACAGAAUAUUCAGCGCCUGGGUUUCGAAUCGGAAACCCCCUGUAAAGUGCUUGUAAUCACUGUGUACAAUGCACAAUAUCCAAUAGAUGUUCAUGUCAUCCACCAAAUCUGUGAACCACACGCAAAGGUGCUGAGAAUAGCCAUUGUUCGCAAAUCAAUGAUGCAAGCUCUUGUCGAGUUUGAAAGUGCCGAGAAUGCCAAAAAAGUAAAGCAUGCGAUCAAUGGUGCAGAUAUCUACUCAGGAUGUUGCACGUUGAAAGUGGAAUUCGCAAAGCCAGAUUACGUGAAGGUGACGCGUCAAGAUGCUGACCAAUGGGAUUUCACACUCGGCGAUGCAGUCAAAGAACCGUGCAAUGGUCCGGCAGGGUUCGCCUAUGCAAAGCCUGGAGGAUAUCCAGGUAGAGGUGUAGAAGAAAGCAAUGGUUAUGGCGACGAUCGCUACGGUUUUCGUGGGACAACGAAUGUUCGAGGCUACGACUCAUACGGUGGGCCACCACGAGGAUAUCCACCACGUGGUGCGUUACGUCCUCUUCCUGCUGCUUAUCAAGGAGGUUACGGUGACAUUGACCCCUCGGCGCAUUCUCCUCCUGUUGGUGGAAAUGGAUGUGUACUGAUGAUUUACGGCGUCGACCAUGAAAAGAUUAAUUGUGAAAAACUAUUCAAUCUACUGUGCCAAUACGGAAAUGUCCUCAGAAUUCGCUUCAUGGCUACAAAGAAAGAUACGGCAAUGGUUGAACUUGGAACUCCAACAGCGGUUGCUAACGCUAUCAAGUACUUGCAAGGAAUAACGUUGUUUGGAAUGACGCUACAGCUAAAACCAAGCAUUCAGCCUGCCGUGAGAGACGUUAUCCGUAAGUUAAGAUCGUUUAGCGACCCGUUCGACCUUCCUGAUGGAUCUCCUUCAUACCGUGAUUAUUCGAUGUCUGCCCUGCAGCGCUUUUCUACUCCAGAUGCAGCCGCACGAAACCGAUUGAUAUAUCCAUCUAAAAUGCUGCACUGGUACAACGCUCCUGCCGAUAUGGAUGAAGAGAAGAUUAGACAGGCACUCAUUUCUACUAUCUUAUCUUUCAAAUUUUCGUUCACAAAUGCACUGGUUUUUGCUGAGCGCGGUGCUCCAGAGCUGAAAUCGGUUACUCUUUUUGUUGGACGCAGUGAAAGAUCGUCAUCAGGAAUCGUUGAAUUGGAAAGUAUUGAAAAGGCGAAUGAGGCUCUUGCUCUUGUGAAUCACACUCCUGUCAUGAGCCCACUCGGCAAGACUCCAUACAUAGUGAAGCUGGCUUAUGCUACCCCAUCCCGACGGCAGGGUGGCGAUGCCGAAGAACAUGCUGAAGGUGGUGCCAACGGAACACCACGAGGAGGUUCUCGUGGUGGGCUCCGGGGGAGUAGACGGUUUGUUAGAACAUUAAUGCAUUUUAUUAAAUCGAGGUGUCGGUUUGUUGUGAUUUCAUGCUUUGAUAAAAGAUUUUUGGUUCGGCUUUCACAUGUGGAAGUGACGAUAUCACAAGCAGCCACAACAGCAAUCACAUGUGACAAUCACACUAAAGCAUUACAUUACAACAAACAUGCAAACCAUUAUAUUAAUCAGAUAUUACAGCACACUGACACAUUUCUGUUGAAUGUGUAUGUGAUUUGA